UGUGAUCAACCAUCGAUGACGAAGACGAUUAUGGCUUUGAGAUUUGUGCAAGCGGUCCAGAUUGUCCCACAGAACCGGUCUCACUCUACCUGUCGCUUCUUGGUUCCCAUCUAUUGCUGCAGGACGAACAGAGCUGCUUACCCCAAUUCUUUCUUUCUGCUUCUUCUCUGGGAGAUCGAGAUCGAGAUCGAGAUCGAGGCCAUGGAUCCCAACCCCAAGUCCUUCCCCAUCCUAUCCUACGUGAUGUCCCGCCUCCCUCGGAUCGCCUCCUUCAAGGCCGGCCAAACCCACAUCGGCGACCACGACAUCGAGCAGCCGCCCCACGUCGGCGUCGAUGUCGAGCUGGUGGGACGGAUGCCCCGCCUCCAGCACCCGGCGCUCCUCGCCUCCAUGGCCGAAGUCAUCGCUGACGUGGCCCAGACCCGCGCCGUCCUCGGCGUCCUCGGCGACCGCCCCGACCACGAGGCCGUCGACGCCGCCCGCGCCCGCAUCGCCGAGAUCGACGCUGACCUCUCCCAGCAGCUCGGGGAGAUCGUCACCGCCUCGUGCCCCGAGGGGACCGAUCCGCUCCAGUGCCGAGCUAGGGCCGAGCGCGAGAAGGUCGCCCUGCGCGCCGUGGUCCAGCUUGACGAGAUGCACGAGUCGUACGAGAGGUUUCUGAGGGACGCGGAGGAGAGGCUGAUCAAGAUGUAUGGUUCUGCCGCCGAGGGCAGCGAGGCUGUCGGUGUAAGGGAGGGUCCUGCCGUGGUACAGGAGGAGGGGGAGGGAAUGAAUGAGGAGGUUAUCCGAAUUCUGCAAGAAGGAUCAGGAAAUUGCUUGGAGAGAGUGGACCUCUCUGGCCGACAGCUACGGUAUCUUCCCGAGGCAUUUGGCAAGCUGCGAGGCUUGGUCUCCCUCAACUUGUCCAACAACCAGUUAGAGGCUAUUCCAGAUGCCAUAUCAGGGUUAGAAUGCCUAGAGGAACUUCGACUUUCUUCCAAUAGUUUCCUUUCAUUGCCUGAUUCCAUUGGGCUGUUAAUGAAUUUAAAGAUCCUUGAUGUAUCUGGUAACAAGCUCAAGUCACUACCAGAUAGCAUCUCAAAAUGCAGGUCACUGGUGGAGUUUGAUGCAAGCUACAAUGAACUAACUUACCUGCCAACAAAUAUUGGAUUUGAGCUGCAGAAUCUGGAAAAACUUUGGAUCCAUCUCAAUAAGAUACGAUCUCUUCCCACAUCAGUCUGUGAGAUGAGAUCUUUGCGGCUUUUGGAUGCCCACUUCAAUGAACUUCGAGGUUUACCAUAUGCCAUCGGUAAACUCACAAAUCUCGAGAUUUUGAAUCUUAGCAGCAACUUCAGCGAUCUACAAGAGCUUCCUGCAACAUUUGGCGACCUGAUCAGUCUUAGGGAACUGGAUCUUAGUAACAAUCAGAUACAUGUACUGCCGGACACAUUUGGUCGGCUAGACAAGUUGACAAAACUCAAUUUGGAUCAGAACCCACUGGUUAUUCCCCCAUCGGAAGUGGUAACUCAAGGAGUUGAAGCAGUUAAAGACUACAUGGCAAAAAGAUGGCUUGACAUCUUGUUAGAGGAAGAGAGAAAGAGUAUGGCUGAAGAAACCUCACCAGCUCAGGUUGGUUGGUUGACGCGCAGCACGUCAUGGCUAACCAACUGGGUUUCUGGAGUUUCUGGAGGUGUUGCAGAGCACCUUGGUGCUGGACAAAAGCCUUCUAGAGAUCCCUAUCUUGAUCAGCAGCUGUGAUUAGAUUCUCAUGACCACGCUAUGUUUAGGACUUCCUAUUUUGUACAGUUACUGGGCACCGAACAUCCAUCUCAUUUUAGUAUGUGUGACGUUUCUCUUCUUUUGCAGCAGUUUGUUUGUGCGCUGGUGUCAGUUUGUUUCCAGCAUGAUUCCAAGUUCUCUGAUAAGUGGAAGGAAAUGACAGUAAACUAUCCACACCCAGUUUGUGUCCAAAGCUCACAUUGUUUCUCUCUCUAGUGCCUUCACUUUCCAGUGUUCUUGUUUAGGACUUGAGUACCAAUUAGACUAAUACUUAUUGACUGGUAUUAUCAGAUGGAAUAAAUUUUGGUUUCAGAACA
This is a messenger RNA of Musa acuminata AAA Group (dessert banana), 2075 nucleotides long. Its product is annotated as plant intracellular Ras-group-related LRR protein 3. The transcript has 3 exons. Gene Ontology annotation, molecular function: protein binding. The coding region runs from base 16 to 1737 and encodes 573 amino acids. The record is from RefSeq and is a predicted model, not a curated record. Lineage: Eukaryota; Viridiplantae; Streptophyta; Magnoliopsida; Zingiberales; Musaceae.